Dryobates pubescens (Downy woodpecker) is the source of this 1901-nucleotide messenger RNA. It is a transcript of the gene TMEM254, whose product is annotated as transmembrane protein 254. The transcript is spliced from 4 exons. The record is from RefSeq and is a predicted model, not a curated record. Bases 71 to 463 code for a protein of 130 amino acids. NCBI's taxonomy places the organism in Eukaryota, Metazoa, Chordata, Aves, Piciformes, Picidae.
CGCGCGGCGGCCUUAGGACCGGCGGCGGCUCUCGGCCCACAGAGCGGCGGUCGGUGGCGGCCUGGCAGAGAUGACUGCGGUGACGAGCGCGGAGCGACCCCGCGAUGGCAGCUGCCACUUCGAGCGCUCCCGACUUAUCUGGAUGAUUGCCAUCACCUUCGGCAUGAUCCUUCUCGGCUGGGUAACACUUUGGCCUUCAACUAUACCUUAUAGUUAUUUGGGAAUAUUUGGUACCUUUCUUAAUUAUUUAGUGGAAAACCACCACAAAUGGGUAUGCUAUGGGUUCUGGGUGUCCUGGUUGAUUCACGUAGUAGAAGCCUUCUACGGUGUUAAGUUAUGCCAAUCUAAAGGAAUCACAGACCCGGCAAUUCAGUUUCAAUGGUUCAUUCAGACACUUCUAUUUGGGUAUGCUUCCUUUGGUCUGCUGGUGUGUUACAAACCUUCAGCCAAGAAGCAGUACUAGAAGACAGUGAAGGAAGUCACUUCUCACAUUCUUUAUCCUCAUUUUUUCAGAAAAUAUCCUCACUUACAUGUCUGGGUGCUGUAAUUAGCCAAAUUACAUUCCUGCUACAUGAUGCAGUGCCCUUCUAGGCAGGUAACUCUCCUCUUACUAAAUGAGGCAAUUAUAAUUCACAGGGCCCUGUGGAUAGUUCAGCAGAAAUUCAACCCUGAGUUUAAUCCCAUUUAUUUUCCAAGAAGCCAAAAGUUGCCCCUCUGCAGUUUUUGACAUAGCUUAUAUACCCUAAUUGUCCUUGACAAGUCCCUGACAUCUGGUAGUAGUGGCUGGUAAGUUACCUUUUUGUGUGGGAGAAUAUUCUUCUACAACAAGGAGUUAUUUACAGCCACACGGUAACUUGCACCUGCUUUGUGAUAGGAUUUAAAUUUAGCUGUAUUUUCUCUACAGGAAGUUUUAGUGUAUUUUGUUGUUCUUAGAGCCUGGUCUUUGUACUUUGUUUUGUCAACUUUUUGCUGAAGAGGCAGACCACAGUAUUGCUGCAGGCACAUUAAAAAGACCAGCUCUCAGUUCAGGUUGAAGUGCAGUGAUAAGCUUGGAUACACAAAGCACUUUAACCUGGUUCAAUAUGUGUGCCUUAAAUUUGAUGCAGCAUGACCUCAUCUUUUGAAUGAAAAUUUCAGUCUUUGAGUUAGUAUAACAUGAAGUAGCAAUUCUGUAGCUUUGAGGGCAGCUUUUUAAAAAAAAAAUUUAUUAUCCAAGAAGAAAAAUAAAAAUCAAUUAGCAUUCCAAAACCUAGUUGAAAAUUUUAGACUCACGAAUAACAUCAAGUGUAGGGACUAAACAUACACCACUGUUUCCCAGAUGCUGACACCCUGAAUUCUGUGGUUGAGAGACCAUCUUAAGCACCCUUCAGAGUACUUCUUUGUGUAGUGAGGCUUUUAUCAUCCUGUCUUUCACUUUUGAAUCUUUGAAGAAGAAUUUAGCCAGUCUUUUUGUAGCACUUUUAAAAGUCGUAACUAUUUAAAAUACUAACUGUGGUGCGGGGGGAAGUUUUACAAUGACACCUGUGGUGCUGCUGCUCUGAAAUGAAGGACAAGAAAAGGUGGUUCUUCCUCUGACAAAGAGCUUCAGGAGACCAUAACAAACUUACGCCUUGUGCAAUAUCUACAGACUGUAACACUUCUGAUGGAGAUGUCUUACUCAAGCACAGGUGCAUGAAGUUUUUGCUCUUCAGUGGGUACUAAAAGCAUGGAGAGCUGAAUAGUUUGGAAUGCUUUGGUUAUUUUUUAAAUGUCUAACUGGUAACAUUUUGUGGAGAGGUAGAAACUCAUGUUUAGUAGGUAAAAAUCAAACAGGAAUGUAAAAAUCCCAAGCUCUGUUUCACUGUAACCUUUUAAUCUUAGUCUGUGAUCCUGGAAUAAAGAUUUUUAAAAAGUGAAGAAGU